This is a messenger RNA of Salvia splendens (bonfire salvia), 1168 nucleotides long. RefSeq names its product reticulon-like protein B11. Gene Ontology annotation, biological process: response to bacterium. The transcript is spliced from 5 exons. Bases 58 to 795 code for a protein of 245 amino acids. The record is from RefSeq and is a predicted model, not a curated record. Lineage: Eukaryota; Viridiplantae; Streptophyta; Magnoliopsida; Lamiales; Lamiaceae.
CUUCUCAAUCUCUUCGCCUCUCGUUGAAUUCCCAAUUCUGAUCAACCCUAAUUGCCCAUGGGAGAACCUCAUCGGUUCUCUGAUUAUCUCGCACUUGGAGACGGUGCAGGUAAUUACACAUUCAACAUUCAUAUCAUAUUGAUCAUAAUAGCUGCAUUCCCCAAUUUUUGGAAAUUUUUAAAUUUCAACCCCACAUGCUGCCUCUUACCUUAUUGUGCUAUCAUCAAUUCCAGUGGUAAUUUACGUAUAUAUGCAGUUGCUGACAUUUUGUUGUGGAGGAAACGGAAUCAGAGCGUUCUUGUUCUCGUUUCUUCAACAUUUCUAUGGCUUCUAUUCGUAAAGGGCGGAUACGAUUUGCUUUCAUUCUUAUCGAAUGUUUUGUUCUCACUAGUCAUAAUCCUAUUUUUUUGGGCUAAAUCUGCAGCACUUCUCAAUAGACCUUUGCCACCUCUCCCUGAUCUUGAGGUUACUGAAGAAAUGGCUGAGAAGGCUGCUGAUGAGAUGUGUGUCUGCAUAAAUCGUGCAAUGUCAAUGGCACGCGCCAUUGCAAUUGGCGGAGAUUUGAAACUCUUUUGGCAGCUUGCUCUAGGAUUGUGGUUUAUCUCCUACAUAGGCAGCUUACUCAGCUUUGUUACACUGCUUUACAUUGGGGUCCUACUUUGUUUCACGCUGCCUCUGUUGUAUGAUAAGCACCAAGCUCUGAUAGAUGAGAAGCUAUAUGCAAUACAGAGAAUAGCUCAGAUGCAGUACCGCUUAAUUGAUGAGCAUGUACUUGGCAAGACGCCAUCAACAUGAUGAGAAGAAGACCCGGUAGACUCAUUGUGCCUCUUGGUGAUUGCUUGACAUUUAGUCUCAAAGGCCAGACGAGGAAGUCUGCUCGCUUCAGCUAGAUAUGUCGAUUUCUGGAUAUGUUCACGCUAAUGAGGUUGAGUAGUUCUGGUUUUGUAGCUUCUCAUUCAAAGGAUUGGGUUGUGCAGGAUAACCACUCAGGAAUAGUUCAAUAGAUGUUGGUAUGAGACAUGCCGGUAACUAACAUUAGUACAUAAGUCAUGAAUACUCGUUGUCUUCGCUAGUUAGUCCUAUAGAAGAAGCCCUACAUGAACUAAAUUUUGAAAUUGUUUCACCAUUUUGAUUGUCCAAAUUUGAAGGUGAGAACUUUUCUUGAUUA